CCCGCCUGCGGGCCGCCCACCGCGACCAUGGUCUCCAAGUCCGACCAACUGCUCAUCGUCGUGUCCAUCCUAGAAGGUCGCCAUUUUCCCAAGCGUCCAAAGCAUAUGCUUGUAGUAGAAGCAAAGUUUGAUGGAGAACAGUUGGCUACCGACCCUGUGGACCAUACCGACCAGCCAGAAUUUGCGACCGAGUUAGCCUGGGAGAUCGACAGGAAAGCUCUCCAUCAGCACAGGUUGCAGCGUACUCCAAUCAAACUGCAGUGUUUUGCCUUGGAUCCUGUAUCUUCAGCCAAGGAAACUAUAGGUUACAUUGUUCUAGACUUAAGAACUGCUCAAGAAACAAAGCAGGCUCCAAAAUGGUACCAGCUGUUGAGUAAUAAAUACACCAAGUUCAAGGCUGAGAUACAGAUAAGCAUUGCUUUGGAAACAGAUACAAAGGCCCCAGUGGAUAGUUUUAAAGCCAAAGGAGCCCCCCCUCGAGAUGGAAAAGUAGCUGCCAGCCUAUCUGGACUUGACCCCAAGGACAUUGUGGCAGUGCUGAAUGAGGAAGGAGGCUACCAUCAGAUCGGACCAGCAGAGUAUUGCACUGACUCCUUCAUCAUGUCAGUGACCAUAGCGUUUGCCACCCAGCUGGAGCAGUUAAUUCCAUGUACUAUGAAACUUCCAGAAAGACAGCCUGAGUUUUUCUUUUACUAUUCUUUGCUGGGAAACGAUGUUACAAAUGAACCCUUCAAUGAUUUAAUCAACCCAAACUUUGAGCCAGAGAGAGCGUCUGUUCGAAUACGUAGCAGCAUAGAAAUUCUUCGUCUUUACCUGGCUCUUCAGUCUAAACUACAGAUCCAUCUUUGCUGUGGAGACCAGUCACUUGGAAGUACAGAAGUACCCUUAACUGGACUACUGAAAAAGGGGAGUACAGAAAUCAACCAGCGCCCCGUCACAGUUGAGGGUGCUUUUAUUCUCGACCCUCCAAACCGAGCCAAACAAAAGCUUGCACCUAUUCCUGUGGAGCUGGCCCCCACUGUUGGUGUGUCUGUGGCUCUGCAGAGAGAAGGCAUAGACGCCCAGUCUUUAAUUGAAUUAAAGACCCAGAAUGAACAUGAGCUACAGCAUUCAAAGAAGCGAGUUUUAACUCCUAUAAAAGAGAAGACACUCACUGGGCCAGAGUCACCAAGCGUGUCCCCUGUUCCACCUCAAAACCCAUCACCUUCCACAAAAGAUGAUGUAACAGGAAGUGAAGUGGAAAGCUUGCAAUAUGAUAAGGACACAAAACCAAAUCCAAAGGCCAUCAGUUCUUCUGCACCUGCCUCGGCGGUCCAGCCAGUGCCCACAUCCCACGCUUCAGAAACAGCCUCCGGACAGAAGAUUGCUGUGCCAGCGACAUCACAUCAUUUUUGCUUUUCAAUAGACUUAAGGAGUAUCCAUGAUUUGGAAGUUGGUUUUCCAAUCAACUGUAUAUUAAGGUACUCCUAUCCAUUCUUUGGUAGUGCGGCUCCUAUUAUGACUAAUCCUCCUGUAGAAGUUCGCAAAAACAUGGAAGUUUUUCUUCCGCAGUCUUACUGUGCAUUUGAUUUUGCAACUCUGCCUCAUCAGCUGCAAGAUACCUUCUUAAGGAUUCCAUUGCUGGUUGAAUUAUGGCACAAGGAUAAAAUGAGUAAAGAUUUACUUCUGGGAAUCGCCAGAAUCCAGCUUUCUAACGUCUUGUCUUCGGAAAAAACUCGCUUUUUAGGUUCCGGUGGUGAACAGUGUUGGCGUCAAACCUACAGUGCAUGUGUGCCUUUCAUAACCGCACAGGGGUCAAACAACAGGAUAAUGGAUCUUUCUUAUACAGUAACUCUAGAAGAUUAUGGACUAGUAAAAAUGCGUGAGAUUCUUGUCUCUGAUUCAUCUCAGGGUUUAUCUGCUGUGCAACAGAAGCCAUCUUCCGUUCCUCCAGCACCUUGUCCUUCAGAAGUCCAGACAGAGCCUCGAGAAACCUUAGAGUACAAAGCAGCCCUGGAGCUAGAAAUGUGGAAAGAGAUGCAAGAAGACAUUUUUGAAAAUCAGCUAAAGCAGAAGGAAUUGGCUCAUAUGCAGGCUCUGGCAGAGGAAUGGAAGAAAAGAGACCGAGAGAGAGAAUCGCUUGUAAAGAAAAAGGUGGCUGAAUAUACUGUUCUAGAAGGAAAACUUCAAAAAACCCUAAUUGACUUAGAGAAGCGAGAGCAGCAGCUUGUCCUUGCAGAGUCAGAGGUUCAAAGAGAGAGAAAGGAACUGAAAUUAGAACGUGAACGGAACCUGCAAGAACGUCAGGACUCUAUCCGGAGGGCCAGAGAGGAUUGUGUUCAUCAGGUCGAACUAGAAAGGUUGAAGAUGAGACAGCUAGACGAGGACAAACUCCGACUGCAGCAGCAGCUUACUGAUGCUGAAAAUAAGUAUAAGAUUUUGGAAAAAGAGUUUGUUCAGUUCAAGGAUCAGCAAAGCAACAAACCAGAAAUCCGUCUACAGUCUGAAAUAAAUCUCCUCACCUUAGAAAAGGUUGAACUUGAAAGGAAGUUGGAAUCUGCAACUAAGUCUAAACUGCAUUACAAGCAGCAGUGGGGACGAGCUUUGAAAGAACUUGCCAGACUUAAACAGCGGGAACAAGAAAGUCAGAUGGCUCGUCUUAAAAAACAGCAAGAAGAACUGGAACAGAUGAGGCUCCGUUACCUGGCUGCUGAGGAAAAAGAUACGGUGAAGACCGAGAGACAAGAAUUGUUGGAUAUCAGAAAUGAAUUAAACAGGUUAAGGCAACAAGAACAGAAACAGUACCAGGAUUCCAGAGAGAUUGCAAGUGGAAAAAUGGACAGCCCACGUGGCAAUACCCUGGAAGAAGGUUUGGAUGAUUAUUUGACUCGACUCAUAGAAGAAAGGGAUACUUUGAUGAGGACGGGUGUGUAUAAUCAUGAGGAUCGAAUAAUAAGUGAACUAGACCGACAGAUCAGAGAGGUUUUGGCAAAAAACAAUGCCAGUAAUUAAUAACAUUUGGAAAAUCUUUACAGAGACUCCAGGCCUAAAUUUUAAUUUCAUUGUAAACCCCUCAAAAGAAGGGAAAGUGGAUGUUUUAAAACCAAUUUUCAAUUUUUUAUAAGCAAAAUUUUGUAUGUUACUGUACAGUAUUUAUUUGAUUUUAUUUACUUUAUGCUACCUCUCCCACUCUGGUUUUAUUUGUAAUUGCAUUUUAUAUACUCAUUUUAGAUGACUUUUCAGUGUUUCUCAUAAUUUAUAGUUUCAGAGCUAACUUUCACAACAGCUUUUCACGAGAUGUGUCCUUAGAGAAAUGACUGCAGUAAUUUCCAGUUGUAUAAUUUUUCAUGUUGAGCCAAAAGAGUAUGUGUUGCACUUUAAAAAUGCUGCGUCCUAUUCAUUUGAAUACAGCUAUCUCGAAAGUUGAGGCCAAUUGUAAACAGUUUUAUUUAACUUACUUUAGACAGCCCGUGUUUUUAACUUGUAACAUUUGCAAGUGACAAGUUUGAAAACAGAAAGCAAGAUCAAUGCAGAGAAGCGCUAGGCUCUACUGAAUGACAAACUAGGCAUUUAUUUAAAUAAAGUUAAUGCAGAAUAAACUUGUUUC
Messenger RNA from Odobenus rosmarus divergens (Pacific walrus), 3586 nucleotides. It is a transcript of the gene CEP120, whose product is annotated as centrosomal protein 120kDa. Gene Ontology annotation, biological process: centrosome cycle; interkinetic nuclear migration; positive regulation of centriole elongation. The coding region runs from base 28 to 2991 and encodes 987 amino acids. The transcript has 20 exons. Gene Ontology annotation, cellular component: centriole; centrosome. The record is from RefSeq and is a predicted model, not a curated record. NCBI's taxonomy places the organism in Eukaryota, Metazoa, Chordata, Mammalia, Carnivora, Odobenidae.